AUGGAUGAAAACAAGGACGCUAGCUUAUUGGUCAUUGUGCUCGAUACAAAUCCCUCGCAGCGAAUAAUUCGCGAAAAACCUCACAAUCUCACGCAGUGCCUAGACUCGAUUGUUGCGUUUGCAAAUGCGCACCUUAUGCAAAAGGCACAAAAUAAGCUAGCUGUGUUAGCCUGCCAUCAUCAUGCAACACAAUUCCUGUACCCGACACCUGGGAAACCGCUCGACAUCCGGCAGGUUGAUGGGCAGUACGAAGUGUUUACGUUGGUGGAGAAAACCAUCAAGCAGAAGCUAGCGCACCUGAUCAACACUGCGCCGCCUUUAACGACACCGACGGAAUCGCUUUUGGCCGGCAGCAUGUCAAUGGCACUGUGUUACAUUGCAAGGAUAAAUCGUAACAAAGUUCCUGGUACAAAAAUUAAUGCGCGAGUGCUGGUGGUUACGGGCAGUAACGAGUGUGCCUCACAGUACAUGACUUACAUGAAUGUGUUUUUCACAGCACAGAAGCAAGGUGUCGUUAUAGAUGUUUGUGCGCUCGAUAAGGCACUUAGUUUGCUGCAGCAGGGUUGCGAUAUUACCGGCGGACAGUACCUUCGGCUGGAGCAGCUGGAGGGUUUUCUUCAGUAUCUUUUGUGGGUGUUCCUGCCAGAUCCGCAGAUGCGCUGCAAGCUCGUUUUACCACCGCCGGUAAAGGUUGAUUAUCGUGCUGCCUGUUUCUGCCAUCGUGAACUGAUCGACAUUGGUUACGUUUGUUCCGUUUGUUUGUCCAUCUUCUGUAAAUUCAGUCCCAUCUGUACCACUUGCCAUACCGUAUUCAAAGCUCCGGCACCAAUAGCAGCCAAACCGAAGAAAAAGAAACUUAAGGCAUAA
This is a messenger RNA of Anopheles marshallii, 867 nucleotides long. It is a transcript of the gene Tfb4, whose product is annotated as general transcription factor IIH subunit 3. NCBI's taxonomy places the organism in Eukaryota, Metazoa, Arthropoda, Insecta, Diptera, Culicidae. The transcript is spliced from 6 exons. Gene Ontology annotation, cellular component: transcription factor TFIIH holo complex; transcription factor TFIIH core complex. The record is from RefSeq and is a predicted model, not a curated record. Gene Ontology annotation, biological process: nucleotide-excision repair; regulation of DNA-templated transcription. Bases 1 to 867 code for a protein of 288 amino acids.